AAGCACACAAAGCUGUUCAGCGCGCUUCCGUGAGGACGAAAAGGCCACGUGGUGCUUGUAUUAGCAUAAAGAUUUACAAAUUAGUCGCCAAACGUGACACGCAGGCCAACAGGGAGGAAAGGAAGAGGCUCGCCAAGUGCUCGCUUAAACGUCGCUUCCAUUAGUUCAUCAAACAGAUUACAGCCGUCACUACGCGCCUGGGCGUCAGGCAAAUCGAUUAAGUGGGUGUGGAAAAGAAGCGAGAUUAACGUGUUUUGCAUAGAGUGGGGAAUCAUUCAAACGCGGGCAGGUGACUCGGUGUUGAGCGGUGAUGGACUUUGUGGCUGGCUGCAUCGGUGGUGCUGCUGGAGUUUUAGUUGGUCACCCAUUUGACACAGUGAAGGUCAGACUGCAGGUCCAGAAUGCUAGUAAGCCUCUGUACCGCGGCACCUUUCACUGCUUCCAAUCAAUCAUUCGCCAGGAGUCGAUGUUUGGUUUGUACAAAGGCAUCGGCUCCCCCAUGAUGGGCCUGACCUUCAUCAACGCUAUCGUGUUCGGCGUGCAGGGCAACGCCAUGCGCAUGCUGGGCCGGGACACGCCCACCAACCAGUUCUUGGCGGGCGCGGCGGCGGGCGCCAUACAGUGCGUCAUCUGCUGCCCGAUGGAGCUGGCAAAGACGCGUAUGCAGAUGCAGGGCUCGGGUGAGAAAAAGUCCUCCCGGAAGAUGUACAAGAACUCCGUGGACUGCCUGUUGCGCAUCUAUCGCCGCGAGGGCGUGCGGGGCAUCAACAGGGGCAUGGUGACCACCUUUGUCCGCGAGACGCCGGGUUUCGGGAUCUACUUCCUGGCGUACGACGUGCUGACGAGGCAGCUGGGCUGCGAGCCCGACGACCGCUACCUGAUCCCCAAGCUGCUGUUCGCCGGCGGCUUGGCGGGCAUGGCCUCGUGGCUCUCCACCUACCCGGUGGACGUGAUCAAGUCGCGGCUGCAGGCGGACGGCGUGGGCGGCGUCAACCAGUACGGCGGCAUCGCCGACUGCGUGCGGCAGAGCGUGCGCAAGGAGGGCUACGUGGUGUUCACGCGGGGGCUCACCUCCACACUGCUCCGCGCUUUCCCCGUCAACGCCGCCACCUUCGCCACCGUCGCGCUGGUGCUCAUGUACGCGCGGGGGCCCGAGCAGGGCGCCGGCGACUGCGAGGCGGCGUCCCAGCCCGCCGGUCGUCACCCUCAAGGUCAGGCUCAAGCCCAGACUUCAGGCCUGUGAGUACGCUUCUCCGUUCCGUCUACUGAUGACACUUUACAGCCCCAGCGAGGCGAAGUCCCGACCGCUUAAUCACGACGAUCGCCGGCUACGUUUUGAACUUCCUCAAGCCCAACCUUUUUUUUUUUUGCUUCGCAGUUGUUCAAACUUGUCAUGGGGCAACCAGUUGCACGUAUCAUGCUGAGAUAUGCACUUGUUUGUGUGUAUUUAUGAGGCAUGGAUGAAGGUAAAAAAAAAAUCGGGAGGAUAGUUAAAUAUCCUCCCCCGGAAAACAUCAUUGAGAUUAUAAAUCAUUUUCCUCCUCCAAAAUACUGUUGAAUUGUCAGAAUUUUGCACCUUAUUUUCUUGAUGCAACUAUAUUUUCAAUACUUGUCUUUUUUUUUUGUUCCCCAGAAUAUUACAUUUUAUCCUCAUAAAUGUGUUGAAGUUAUUCUGGCAUCAUAGUUUUUUUUUUUUUUUCCUUUCAUGAGUUAAAUUUGCGUCGCACCCAUUUGCGUUGAUACAAUCAAAAAAAAAAAAAAAAAAAACGAGCGUGAUUUGAUUGACACCCGGGACCAAAAGCGCUUUAGAAAUGCACAACAAAGAUAUGGGGUGGCGGCAUGUGGAGGGACCAAUAACCAAAAGAGGGAGGGAAUAUUUAUAACUGGUGUGUUUAUAACAUUUUUUGAUGGGAGGUGGGGGGGGGGGGGCAUUGGGGGGUUUGUGCGUACAAGGUUUUUACUUCUGAUGAAUGUAUUAUAUUUCUGAUCCAGAACUGGACGGUGCUGUAAUAUAAUGACACCUAUUUAUGUUUUGGAAAGUGUGCAAAAUAAUUUUCUCUCCCGUGAUGCUUUUACAAUCCGGAAUGCUGGAUUUGUUGCUAGGAAGAAAAAAAAUAAGUCAAGCUAUGCAAUCAGCUGAGCAUCAAAUGUUUUUUUUUUUUAUGGUGAACCUUCUCUGAAGCACAAAGAAUAACUUCUUUUUUUUUUCUUUCUGUGACACACUUGAAAAAGUACAAAGGAGUAUUAGGGCCAUGCAGAAAAGAGGUCAAAUAUGAUAAUUUAGGAGGGAAAAAAAAUAUGUAUUUUCUGAGAUUCGUAGAUGCACAUUGAAGGAAGAUGGUUUUAUAUUUUGGGAUUUUAAAAAAAAAUCAUUUCAGAUUUUUAGUCUUUCAAGGAAAAAAAAAGAUUUUGAGAAUGCACUUGUGUAGUUUUCUUACGUUUAAUCGUGGCAUAUUAAAAUGAAUGAAAACUUCAUUUUCAUGGGAACUUUUUGCCCAGAAAAACGCAACAAAAUGCCCCGACGUUUUUUUUUUUUUUUUUAAUAUCCUUUCAGUGUAGCUCUAUUACUCCCUGGUUUGCAAAGCGGUUGAAUAAGAACCUGAUCUCGUAGUAGCCACGCGACUGUUUUGGUGGCUUGAGAGUAUCUGCUUUAUUGCCUUACUUUUUACACAAGCCGAGUUCAUGUGACGGAAGAAUUGUUUUGGAGAUGGUUUCUAUUGUACAAAGAAUAUGUAUAUGCAACAUAGAGACUUUUUUUUUCUCUGUCUCGUGAGGUUACAAGUGUGCAAUUUGAAUAUUUUAUUUGUCUCAUGUGGUUGACUGUGAGAGUUCAACGUGAAAGACGUAGACAUGAUAAUGUAUGCAUUUUGUUGUGGCAAUAAUCCUCUGCACAGUGAGGUCAAUAUUUUUUCUUUUUAAUACA
Molecule: messenger RNA, 2923 nt
Organism: Hippocampus comes (tiger tail seahorse)
Lineage: Eukaryota; Metazoa; Chordata; Actinopteri; Syngnathiformes; Syngnathidae
Product: mitochondrial basic amino acids transporter-like
Exons: 4
Coding region: 311-1243 (310 amino acids)
Biological process (GO): mitochondrial L-ornithine transmembrane transport
Cellular component (GO): mitochondrion
Molecular function (GO): high-affinity L-arginine transmembrane transporter activity
Source: RefSeq, a predicted model, not a curated record